AUGAGUUCACCGCAGCUUAGCAAACUGGAUUUCUCAUAUAACGAUUUUAGCGGCCAUAUCUUCCAAGGAUUAGGCAGAUGUUUGAGGCUAAGUGUUCUACGAGCAGGCUUCAACAAUCUCUCUGGUGAAAUCCCAAGUGACAUCUACAAUCUUUCCAAGCUCGAGCAACUCUUUCUGCCAGCCAAUCAGCUUACUGGAAAGAUUGAUAAUAACAUCACCAGGCUCAAGAAACUAACGUCGCUUGAGCUUUACUUCAAUCACCUCGAAGGAGAAAUACCAAUGGACAUAGGAAAGCUCUCCAGCCUCCAACUCCAUAUCAAUAACCUUACUGGUUUAAGAGCCUUAGCAUUCUAG
Messenger RNA from Arabis nemorensis, 354 nucleotides. NCBI's taxonomy places the organism in Eukaryota, Viridiplantae, Streptophyta, Magnoliopsida, Brassicales, Brassicaceae. The record is from the annotation of a GenBank genome assembly.